Molecule: messenger RNA, 466 nt
Organism: Aspergillus ochraceoroseus IBT 24754
Lineage: Eukaryota; Fungi; Ascomycota; Eurotiomycetes; Eurotiales; Aspergillaceae
Exons: 1
Coding region: 78-422 (114 amino acids)
Source: RefSeq, a predicted model, not a curated record
UUAUCAACUCUAGUACGGCAUGCUCCAUACUCAAAUCUAGGAGAAAUAUAAAGCAGGAGGAAAAAAAAAAAAAAAAAAUGGCCACCCCCCUCUACGACCCAAAAGACGUCCCCCGGAUCAAAAACGCAAAGCGACUCUCUGCCAUCCGCUCAAAACAACUGGUCCGGGCGGCGGCGCGGGCCUGUGACGAUCCCCCUCCACCGCCGGGCUUGGGCGAGUGCUGUGGGAGUUCUUGUGAUCCCUGUGUAAAUGAUUUGUGGAAGGAGGAGUUGGCUUGUUGGAGGGAGAGGUGGGGGGUUUCUUCUUCUUCUUCUUCUUCUACUUCUACUUCUACUUCUACUUCUAUGGUUACGGCCACUGGGACAAGUACUGAGAGCGAGACGAAACCCAAGGGGAAAAUGCCCGGGAGUUUUGAUUGGUGACUUGAUUUGGACGCACAGAGGCAGGGUGUCAUGAACGAGAAGAA